Molecule: messenger RNA, 2504 nt
Organism: Bicyclus anynana (squinting bush brown)
Lineage: Eukaryota; Metazoa; Arthropoda; Insecta; Lepidoptera; Nymphalidae
Product: U4/U6.U5 tri-snRNP-associated protein 1
Exons: 12
Coding region: 159-2369 (736 amino acids)
Biological process (GO): mRNA cis splicing, via spliceosome; maturation of 5S rRNA
Cellular component (GO): U4/U6 x U5 tri-snRNP complex
Source: RefSeq, a predicted model, not a curated record
CGUUUGUUUGUGUGUCUGUGGUGAUGAUUACACGUUUUGCAAUUACGCGUAUUUUUAUUUAGCAACAUAAUUGUAAUAUUAUUAGAAUUGAGAAUUCUCAGUGUAAAUAGAAGUAGUUUCCCUAAAACUAUAUAGGCAGGAAGUUAAAUAAACCCAAGAUGGGGUCUAAAAAACAUAAAAAGGAAUCUAAAAAGAAGAAGCACAGGAGUAGGUCACGAUCGCCUUUGGACGGUGAAGAGCGUGAACGCAAAAGGCACAGGAAGCACAAAGAUCGCAAAAAAGAUCGUUCUCCAGACGUGGAGGAGGUGCCGGUGGACUCGCACCUGGUGAAGGACAACGGUGUGCGCUCGCGCAGCCUCACCGACAGCCCGCCGCGCGAGCCCCGCCCACGUGACGAUGUCUACAGGGACAGUAGGAGCCAGGAGUCGAGCGAGGCGUCCGCGCCCGCGGGCGGCGCCGCGCACGAGAGCCUGUCUGUCGCGGAGACCAACAAGCUGCGAGCCAAGCUGGGGCUCAAGCCGCUCGAGGUGGCCGAGAAACAGGCUGACGACGGCAAGAUCAAAGACGACCUGGGCGAGUUCUACCACAAGCCGGCCGCCAACAUCGCGCAGCAGCGCAAGGCGGACAAGCUGCGCGAGCGGCUCGACGAGCGGCGCGAGAAGCGGCUCAUGGAGAGCAAGCUGCAGACCGCGCUGCUGGCCGACGAGUCGGACGGCGAGGACGCCAGCGCCUGGGUGCGCAAGUCGCGCGACCAGGAGAAACAGAAGCGGGAGGCUGCCAAGCGGGCGGCGAUGCUGGACGAGAUGGACGCCGAGUUCGGCGUGGGCGCGCUGCUGGCGGACGAGCGGCGCAGCGAGCGCGCCGCCGCCUACGCGCCGCAGCACCUGCGCGGGCUGCGCGUGGCGCACGAGCUGGCGGCGCUGCCCGACGAGCGCGACACCGUGCUGACGCUGGCCGACAAGGAGCUGCUGGCCGACGACGCCGAGGACGUGCUCGUCAACGUCAAUUUGCUGGACGACGACAAGUACAGGAAGAACAUCGUGGAGCGCAAGAAGGCGCGCGCCGGCUACCAGGCGUACGACGAGGAGGCGGAGCUGCAGGCGGCGCUGGGGUUCGCGCGGCCCGUACUCGCCAAGUACGACGACGAGAUCGACGCGGGCGCUGCCGGCCGCAGCAAGGGCUUCCGCAUCGGCGACGACGACGCCAUACAGGCGCAGCGCUUCCGGGACAUGAUGCGCGCCGAGCGGCUGGCGGGCGGGCCGGACCGGCGCCUGGAGUCGCUGGCGCUGCCCGAGCGCCGCAUCGCCUCCGACUACUUGGACGAGCACGAGGUGCAGGCCAAGUUCAAGAAGUUCAAGAAGAAGGGCAAAAUCCGCAAGAAGCCGAAGCAGGAGCCCAUCGACGUGGACGAGCACGAGGCGGGCACCGCUCCGCUGCACACCGACGACACCGACGUGAAGCCGGAGCAGUUCUGCGCGGCGCCGGCGGACGAGGACGACGCCGAGCUGGACACGGAGCUGCAGGCGGCGCUGGCGCGCGCGCGCCGGCUGCGCCAGGCGGAGCAGGCCGCCAGCAGGGUGCCCAAGGUGGAGGAGAUCCUGCAGGUCAGCAAGGCGGAGCCGGCCGAGGAGGAGCCGGCGGAGGACAGCGCCAUGGUGCUGGACGCCACGGCGGAGUUCUGCCGCACGCUGGGCGACAUCCCCACCUACGGGCUGGCGGGCAACCGCGACCAGCGCGCGGAGAUCAUGGACUUCGACCGCGAGGAGACGGACGCGGAGCCCGAGGCGGAGGCCGCGGCGGGCGCGUGGAGCCGCGUGGACGUGCACAGCGAGAGGCCGGCCGAGCUGGGCGCGGGCGGCGCGGGGCUGGAGGCCGAGCCCGCGCUGGGCGCCGGCGUGGCGGGCGCGCUGCGGCUGGCGCUCAGCAAGGGCUACCUGGAGCGCGCGGGGGCGCCGCCGCGGCCCGCGCGCGCGCCGCCCGCGCUGGCCGCGCACUACAGCAUCGAGGACAAGGCGCACGAGGACGACAAGCACGGGCGGCGCGAGCGCGGCUACGCGGGCCCGCUCAGCGACUUCCGCGAGAAGACCAACUUCCGGCCCAGCAUCAAGCUGGAGUACGUGGACGACGACGGUCGCCCGCUGUGCGCCAAGGAGGCCUUCCGCUACCUGUCGCACAAGUUCCACGGCAAGGGGCCCGGCAAGAACAAGCAGGAGAAGCGCAUCAAGAAGGCGCAGCAGGAGGGGCUGAUGAAGAAGAUGAGCUCGACGGACACGCCGCUCAACACGCUGCACAUGCUGCAGCAGAAGCAGAAGGAGACGCACUCGCCCUUCGUCGUGCUCAGCGGCGCCAAGCGCGAGCCGGCCAACUAGCGCCUGCCCCCCGUCCCCCGUCCCCCCGUCCCCACCAGCCACCGCACGCCGAUCAGCAUGUCGCGUCGACCCACCCUUCACAUUCACAUGAUUCGAUUGACGUCACAUAAUUGUUACCACAACAGUAUGCAGUAA